Drepanopeziza brunnea f. sp. 'multigermtubi' MB_m1 is the source of this 1266-nucleotide messenger RNA. RefSeq lists its product as uncharacterized. The record is from RefSeq and is a predicted model, not a curated record. NCBI's taxonomy places the organism in Eukaryota, Fungi, Ascomycota, Leotiomycetes, Helotiales, Drepanopezizaceae.
AUGGUCACACCUCACAAGUACGACCCACCCCACAGCAACACAGCUUGUAGUGGUAUCCUUCACCGUAACACACCUCACUUUCACAGUCCUCAUGGUGACAGUCCUCGAAGAGACGGUUCGCGAACCCGCAGUUCGCGAAGCAACACUCUCCACAUUGCUACUACCAAUCAACCUUUACCCGGCUCAGCAUCAAAGGCAACUCUGCAACCGCAACCGAAACCGCGACCGCAACCGCAACAGCAACAGCGAGUCGACUUUCUUUAUGGGGACGUACAAAUUAAGAUCAGGAUGGGUGGCAUGACCCAUGAGGGAAAGGUAGUCCGUCAGAAUCUGGCGGUGGCAAGCCCUGUCUGGGACAGGCUCCUACGCACCAAGCCAGGAGAUCCCCCGCUCGAGUCGAUAGACUUCCAAGAGGAUGACGGCGAAGCAUUACUCAUCUAUCUUUGCAUUGCACACUUGGUAUUCGACUUGGUCCCUUUGAAGUUGAGCGAGACGGCGCUUUACAACGUCCUCCUGCUGGCCGAAAAAUACGAAUGCUUCCAUCUGGUGAAACCCUGGAUUCCUAAAUGGCUCAAAGCAUACGAAUCCACUUUGUCAGAAGCGCCUCACCAUUCGCUACCCUCACUGCAACACAGGCUCUAUAUUGCGUGGACCCUCGGCCAAAAAGCAGUCUUCAGACAAAUCGCGCAGAUUUUGACCCAAAAAUUGGGACAUCCGGCGGAUGUCGCCCAGCGGGAUCCCGUGAGUGGUCGAAAAAAGAUAUUUCUGUUGGCAAACAAUGGCCAUGUAGACCUUCUGGAGGAAAAGCUGCUUCCGGCAAAUCUCUUGGAGAGCAUGUGCUCAGUGCGCGACAGAUCACUGAAAUACCUCCUGGAUAUAGUAUACAGCGAACUCGCCAGACGCUCUCAGAGUGUGCCAGGAAGUUAUUGCCUGCACGGAAAGCCCCACUGCGAUUCGCACAUCUACCGCAACAUGAUGAAGGAACUCGAACGUCGGAAACUGUGGCCCCUGAAAUCGAUCAUGGAUGUCGAUUUGUCGGUGCUUCAGCUAGCCGUCAUCAUUGGGGCCAUGCGGCCUGCAUACCCCUUUCCGACGCCGGCCGACCCCUCCGACCACGCGAGGUGCGGCCCAAACUUCCUUGAACCGGUUACGUUGCUACUAAAGAGCUUUCCCGACCCAAGUCUCGAGUGCCAGAUCGAACACAUGGCGACGCAGAACCGUUAUCUCUUCCCUGAUGAUUGUCAGUAUCUCUUCCUCAAGCAGUGA